This is a messenger RNA of Zea mays, 3185 nucleotides long. RefSeq names its product fringe-related protein. The transcript has 3 exons. NCBI's taxonomy places the organism in Eukaryota, Viridiplantae, Streptophyta, Magnoliopsida, Poales, Poaceae. The coding region runs from base 1348 to 2889 and encodes 513 amino acids. The record is from RefSeq and is a predicted model, not a curated record.
AGCUCGAACGAAGCUGAAAUUGUUGAAAUGAAACCCUCCUAAACAGGUUCUUAACUAAACUGUUCGAAAGUCUGUAGCUAAUCUUAACCGUUAACUAUUAAGAGGGCCUAGUUCCGCUUUCACGGUCUACUUCCGCUUUCAUGAAUCCGACCAGCUAGCCCCCACAUGCCACCAAAGGUUUCUAAUUCGGCCUACAAUCUACAAACAUAUCUGGAAAAGAAUAAUAGAUCCGAGACGAUUUUGGACCGGAGCCGGUGGGUGCAUCAAUGUGUUCAAACUGGAAAUCGUUCAAGGCUAGCGCCACAUGCCGCAUCUGAGGGCGCUGCCUCUGCCCUGACGCAAAUCUUCCCAACGAAGCGGAUUGUCGACAUGCCGGCAUCUUCUCUUUCCUUGCACGUCACUAGCAUACAUCCAAGUUUGCUCAACAGAUGCUAGCAACAUUUGAACCUGCCGCUCUAGCACCUGAUCGGCUAUGUUGAAUCGUGGAUGGUCCAUGUGCUCGCCACCUAGGUGAAGGGCCGGAACACUCCGAGAAAGUAGACAGCGAAGGCGCAGGCGCGCAGCGCAGUAGGCUUUCCGAUGUCUUCUCCACGGCUGCCGGCCGAUUUGGCUAGAGCGGUGCGCCAAACGCGCGCCGGAUCCAGCCGGAGGACCGGCCACCGCCAAACACACGAGCCUAAUACGGCCUCCGUCACGGCUCACGACUCGCACAAACAUGGACGCUGCGGCCUGCGGGUGCGGCGUGCGGGAGGGGUGCAGUUGAGCCCUCGAGACGAGCCUUUAUCGGGAGGAGGUUAACGGCUCGGUUAUCUCGGGGGGAGAUAUAACUAUCGCGCCACCUGCCUUGCUUUUCAAGCGUUCCGGCCCAACCCUAUCAAACCGAGAGUUAAAAAACGCGCGUUUUAUUCCGGUCGUGCCACGCCCACGCCGCAGCGUCCUCCCGAGCUAAACGCCACAUGCGAGUGAUGAUAAUAAGGAAGGAAUUGAAGGAAGCGCCCAAACCACCACAGCACCCACGAGGCCACGACCGCAGUAUCGCCGCCGCCGUUUCGUUUCCUUAUCGAUCGUGCGGCGCGCCGGCGGGAUAUAGUAGCUCGAGGCGAGAGAGAGAGAGAGAGAGAGCAGCGCUAGCCUUCCGUUCCCAUUCGCGCGCGGCCGCCACGAUUCCGCCGUUCCCGCAGAACGGUGCUCGGAAGGGGCGCACCGCCAGCAGCCUCUGAUCAUCCUUCGCGGGGAAGGAACGGCCGGGGGUCUCGAGCCCCUGCCGGCCAUUUCGCCCCGCCUCGCGGGAUUCCCGCCAAGCCGUUGGUGUAGCGCGUGGAAGGCGGCGAUCUCGGGCAGGGCCGGAUGCUGCACAAAUGGAAGGCCGCGGAUGGCGGCGGGUGUGCCGGCGUCGCGGGCGGCGUCGACCAGCGCCGGCGGUGCGUGGCGGCGUCGCUGUCCACGCUGAUAGCGGCUACGCUGGCGUUCCUUGCCUACGUCGCCUUCUUCCCCGACGGCGGCGCGCACGGGCUGUACCGGCUGUGGACGUGCCAGGACUGCGCGGGCGAUCUGGGCGAGUUUCCCGGCGACGAGGCGGCCGCGGCUGACGGCCCUUCGGCCGCGCGCGCGGCCCGCUCGCCGACGACGCUGUCGCACGUCGCGUUCGGCAUCGGCGCGUCGGCGCGGACGUGGGACCAGCGCCGCGGGUACGCGGAGCUGUGGUGGCGCCCCGGCCAGAUGCGCGGGCACGUCUGGCUCGAGGAGCAGCCCGCGAGCCCGUGGCCCGCGGCGACGUGCCCGCCGUACCGCGUCUCGGCGGACGCGUCCCGGUUCGGGGACCGCGCGCCGGCGUCGCGGAUGGCCCGGAUCGUGGUGGACUCGUUCCUGGCCGUCGCGGGGGAGCUCGGGAACGGCACGGCCCGCGAGGAGGCGCGGUGGUUCGUGAUGGGCGACGACGACACCGUCUUCUUCCCGGACAACCUGGUGGCGGUGCUGAGCAAGUACGACCACGAGGAGAUGUACUACGUCGGGGCGCCGUCGGAGAGCGUGGAGCAGGACGUGAUGCACUCGUACGGCACGGCCUUCGGCGGCGGCGGCUUCGCGGUCAGCUACCCGGCCGCGGCCGCGCUCGCCACGGCGAUCGACGGCUGCCUGGACCGGUACAGGUACUUCUUCGGCAGCGAUGAGCGCGUGAAGGCCUGCCUCAGCGAGCUCGGCGUGCCGCUCACCCGCGAGCCCGGGUUCCACCAGGUGGACAUCCGGGGCGACGCGUACGGGAUGUUGGCGGCCCACCCGGUGGCGCCGCUGGUGUCGCUGCACCACCUGGACCACGUGGCGCCCAUAAGCCCGCAGGGCAAGACGGCGCUGGACGCGGUCCGGCCGCUGGUGGGCGCGUCCCGCUUCGACCCGGCGCGGGCGCUGCAGCAGAGCUUCUGCUACCAGCGCGGGCCGGGCUACGUAUGGUCCGUGUCGAUCUCGUGGGGCUACACGGUGCAGGUGUACCCGUGGGCCGUGGCCCCGCACGAGCUGGAGGUGCCGCUGCAGACGUUCCGGACCUGGCGGAGCUGGGCCGACGGGCCGUUCGUGUUCAACACGCGGCCGCUGAGCCCGCACGACGCGUGCGCCCGCCCCGCCAUGUUCUUCCUCGGCCGGGUCCGGAACGGGACGGCGCGCACCACCGUGACGGAGUACGCCAGGCGCGCCGGCCCGUCGAAGGAGUGCGACAAGGCUAGCUUCCGUGCGGCGUCCACGGUGCACACGGUCAGGGUCAUCGCCCCCAGGAUGAGCGAGAGUGACUGGAGGCGGGCACCGCGGCGGCAGUGCUGCAAGACGAAGCGGACGAGGUGGGGCUCCGUGCUGGAGGUGCGGAUACGGCGUUGCGGCAGAGGAGAGCUCACGUCGCCGUAGAAUAGAAACAACCGGUCCGUUUUCGCUGUGAUUUAUCCACGGAAGGCCAACGAAAACAGCAGUAGAUAUUUGAGUGGAGAGUAUCUGCCUUCUAGCGACAACAGAUUUGUCCACGCUGUGUAUAAAAAAGCUUUACCUACGCGACUGAUGAGAUAUACAGGUCACGUACACAUACAGUAGCAUAUCCGAAAGUCACGUUUUGAAAACGUUGCGGUGCUGUACAAAUUGGAAAAUAAAAUCGUCCCGUAGCAUUGUGAAUAAUGGUAGAAAUACAAGAACUCACUAGAUAAAUUUCA